Molecule: messenger RNA, 1518 nt
Organism: Epithele typhae
Lineage: Eukaryota; Fungi; Basidiomycota; Agaricomycetes; Polyporales; Epitheliaceae
Product: cytochrome P450
Exons: 11
Coding region: 1-1518 (505 amino acids)
Molecular function (GO): oxidoreductase activity, acting on paired donors, with incorporation or reduction of molecular oxygen; monooxygenase activity; iron ion binding
Source: RefSeq, a predicted model, not a curated record
AUGUCUACGGUCAACGUCCUACAACCCAUCACCCUCGCCAUCACCCUCAUCGCCGCAGUGGGGCUUGCCUCAUUCGUGCGCCCUUACCUCCGUACGCGCACUCUGGCAAGCAAACUGCCCCCCGGGCCUCCCAGCCACUGGCUCAUCGGCAACCAGCAGCCCCCGCCGUACGCCCAUCGAUACUACACCGAGCUCGCGAAGACGUACGGCCCCGUCUUCACCCUGCGCUAUGGCUCUCGCAUCGUCUGCGUGAUUGCCGGGCACCAGGCCGCGCUCGACAUCAUGGUCCAGCAGGCGCCCGCCCUCGCGGACCGCCCCCGGCACGUCGCCGCCGACGAGCUCGUCUCGCGCGGGAUGCGCGUGCUGCUCGUCGGCGCGGGUGCGCGUCUGCGCCGGCUGCGCGCCGCCCUGCACGCCGCGCUGCAGCCGGCGAGCGCGCCGCGGUACGAGCGCGUGCAGGGGAAGGCGGCGCGGCAGUUCGUGCGGGACGUCGCGGAGGACCCCGCGCGGUUCGCGGAGCACGCCCGACGGUACGCGGCGACGGUGAUCCUGACGGUCACGUACGGGAAGACGACCCCGACGUCGUACGGGGACAUGAUCGUGCAGGAGAUCAACCGGAACGCCGAGCGGUUGAUGAAGGCCCUCGUCCCCGGGGCCUACCUCGUCGACUCGUACCCGAUCCUCAAGCACGUCCCGGGCUUCACGUCCGAGCUCGACCGGUUCCACAGGGAAGAGCUCGACCUGUACACGCGGCAGGUGGACACCGUGCGGCGCAAAGUGACGGCGAACAGUGUGCAACCGUGCUUCGUGACGUACCUUCUCGAUAACCAGGAGAAGAUGGAGCUCUCGGACGACGAGCUCGCGUACCUCGCCGGUUCGAUGUUCGGCGCAGGAUCAGAUACGACGGCCGGGGUCCUGACUUACAUGGUGAUGGCCGCCGCGCUCUACCCUGACGCCCAGCGCUGGGUUCAGAACAAGCUGGAUGCCGUGGUCGGCCGCGAUCGAGCACCAACGUUCUCAGACCAAGACCGGCUGCCUGAAAUCUGGGCAUUCGCGGAGGAACUGUACCGAUGGCGCCCGCUGGCACCGCAGGGGUUUACGCACAGAGCGACUCAAGACGUGGUCUGGAAGGACUAUGUUAUUCCCGCCGGCGCAGAGGUCGUGGGAUGCCACUGGGCCAUCGGUCGGGACGAAGAGGUCUUCGACGAUCCAGAAGAGUUCCGUCCAGAGCGUUGGCUCGAUGCGAAGGGACAGAUGCGAGACGACAUCAGGUCGUUCAACUUCGGGUUCGGGCGACGGGUGUGCCCCGGACAACACCUCGCGGAGAGGUCUGUCUUCAUCAACCUCGCGCUGGCGCUCUGGGCGUUCGAGAUUUCGGAAGACCCGACGCGCCCGAUCGAUUCGCUGGCGGUCGCGGAUGCAGCGCUUUCUCACCCGCUGCCGUUCGCUGCUCAGUUUAAGCCCAGGGUGGCGAGCUUGACACAGAAGUUGUCUGCGUUGGAUGUCGACGACGGGUAG